This is a messenger RNA of Dipodomys ordii (Ord's kangaroo rat), 1658 nucleotides long. RefSeq names its product solute carrier family 38, member 6 (gene Slc38a6). Gene Ontology annotation, biological process: L-glutamine transport; amino acid transmembrane transport. The transcript has 17 exons. Gene Ontology annotation, molecular function: L-glutamine transmembrane transporter activity. Bases 108 to 1478 code for a protein of 456 amino acids. The record is from RefSeq and is a predicted model, not a curated record. NCBI's taxonomy places the organism in Eukaryota, Metazoa, Chordata, Mammalia, Rodentia, Heteromyidae.
ACCCGGAAGGGUCGGGCCCGUAACUCCGCCUCUGGUGCGAUUGACCUCGGGGGCGUCGGGCAGAGUCCAGGUUCGCGGAUGGACCUGGUGGUCGGCGAAGGAGCUCCAUGGAGGCGUCGUGGAGAAGCACCAGUGCGGAGCCGGGGUGGUACAUCUCUGCCCAGCUACCUGAAGAGGCGGCGUCGGAAGAGUUGAGCCCGUUGCUAGGCAACGAACUUCGCAGACAGGGAUCCCCAGGAGUUUCAUUUGGCUUCUCAGUCUUUAAUUUGAUGAAUGCCAUCAUGGGAACUGGCAUUCUUGGCUUAGCUUAUGUGAUGGCAAAUACUGGUAUCCUUGGAUUUAGUUUCUUGCUGCUGAUGGUUGCUUUACUGGCUUCUUACUCAGUCCACCUCCUGCUUAGCAUGUGUAUUCAGACAUCUGUAACAUGUUAUGAAGAUCUUGGACUCUUUGCAUUUGGAUUACCUGGAAAGGUUGUGGUGGCAAGCACCAUAAUAAUUCAGAAUAUUGGAGCUAUGUCAUCAUAUCUUUUAAUUAUUAAAACAGAGCUCCCUGCUGCUAUUUCGGAAUUUUUGACUGGAGACUAUAGUGGGUCUUGGUAUCUUGAUGGGCAGAAACUAUUAAUAAUCAUUUGUGUUGGCAUUGUGUUCCCUCUUGCACUUCUUCCUAAAAUAGGCUUUCUUGGCUACACAAGUAGUUUAUCAUUUUUCUUUAUGGUGUUCUUUGCUCUUGUGAUAAUAAUUAAAAAGUGGUCCAUCCCUUGUCCUUUGACCUUAAACUAUGCAGAGGAAUUCUUCCAGAUUUCAAAUGCUACAGAUGAUUGUAAACCAAAGCUCUUUCAUUUCUCCAAAGAGAGUGCUUUUGCGCUACCAACCAUGGCUUUUUCGUUUCUCUGCCAUACUUCAAUAUUGCCCAUAUACUGUGAACUUCAAAGCCCCUCAAAGAAGAGAAUGCAGAGUGUAACUAAUACAGCAAUUGCUUUAAGUUUUCUCAUUUACUUUGUAUCUGCACUCUUUGGAUACCUUACUUUUUAUGACAAAGUGGAAUCAGAGUUACUACAAGGUUAUGGUAAAUACUUGCCUCAUGAUGCUGCAGUCAUGACUGUGAAGUUAUGCAUGCUGUUUGCUGUGCUUUUGACAGUCCCUCUAAUCCAUUUCCCUGCCAGAAAAGCUUUAAUGAUGCUGCUUUUCUCCAAUUCUCCAUUUUCCUGGAUUCGCCAUUCUUUGGUCACUCUAGCCCUCAAUAUUACCAUCAUUUUACUUGCAAUAUAUGUUCCUGACAUUAGAAAUGUAUUUGGUGUUGUUGGUGCCACUACAUCAACUUGUUUGAUUUUCGUAUUCCCAGGACUAUUUUAUCUUAAACUUAGCAGAGAAGAUUUUCUCUCAUGGAAAAAGCUUGGGGCUUUCAUUUUGCUCAUCUGUGGAAUUUUGGUUGGAAAUUUUAGUUUAGCACUUAUCAUUUUUGAUUGGGUUAAUAAAUAAAGGAAACAUUUUUUCUAUUAUGAAGAAUAAUUUACCUCCAUCUGCAAGAAGAAGUGAUUCUGAGAGGCACAUUAGAUGGAAAAUACAUUUUUAUGAAAAUUGUUAACAGAAAACCAGAACAAAAUGUCAGGAGAAAGCAGGCAUAUAAUAGUUUCAAUAAAAAUAAAAACUGAAAGUGCA